Messenger RNA from Megachile rotundata (alfalfa leafcutting bee), 1081 nucleotides. RefSeq names its product microtubule-associated protein 1 light chain 3 alpha. Lineage: Eukaryota; Metazoa; Arthropoda; Insecta; Hymenoptera; Megachilidae. The record is from RefSeq and is a predicted model, not a curated record.
CUUCUGAACUAACCUAAGCUUAAAUCGGUCAGAGACUGGCGUUAUUUUGACCUGUUCUGAACACUUUCGUAGACUCACAGCUGAUAUCAUUGUAAGUACGUCGUAGUAACAGAUAGUGGAAGCAACAUGAAUUUAACGCCAAAGUCGUUUAAAGAAAAACGUUCAUUUGCGCAACGAGUUGCUGAUGUAGAACUAAUUAAAGAACAGCAUCCAAAUAAGAUACCUAUUAUCGUUGAAAGAUAUUAUGGAGAAAAACAAUUACCCGUUUUGGCUAAAGCAAAAUUUUUGGUGCCAGAUUAUUUAACGGUAGCAGAAUUUGUAAAAAUAAUUAGACGUAGGCUACAGCUUCACCCAACACAGGCAUUUUUCCUACUAGUAAAUCAAAGAAGUAUGGUUAGUGGUAGUAUGACUAUGGCACAACUUUAUCAGAGAGAACAAGAUGAAGAUGGUUUUCUUUAUGUGGUGUUUGCUAGCCAAGAAGUAUUUGGGCAUUAGUUACAUUGACAUAGUUGAAAAAGUAUUUGGUUUAUAGGUGAAAACAAUAUUUCUGGGAGUAUACUAUGUGCUAAAUGUUUUUAAACAUCUCCUAGGAAGAGUUUUAGAUCUAUUAUUACUUAAAUCUGCCUUUAACUGAAUAUGCAGAAUUUUUGUGAUCAACUCGCAGUACCUGCUGGAAUAAUUAACGGAACAAUGAAGAUUGACAUUUGCGUGUAAAAUCCUUAUGGUGCUUUGGGCCUUCAGUAUAUACAUCAACCAUGUUUUAUAUAAGUUAAAGUUUAAGAUUAAUUUUUUAUAUUAAUGACAGUACUUUCUUCUUAUUGUUUUUAAUGAAUAUAAAACUAAAGUAAGAUUCGUUGUUAAUAGGUAAGGAAAUUAAGUUUAUAUUUUUUAGCAUUAUUAAUCUAAAUUUGCUUGCUUCCAUGUUUAUUUUAUAAAUUUUAAAUAUGUAAAAUGGAAUUCUACUGUAUAAAUAGCAAGUAGUGGCCAGUUACACUUGACAUAUUAUAAAAAAAAAGUGAAACCAAACAUUAUUCUGUGUUUGUUUGCUAUGAUAUAUAUAUAAACUAUGAUAUUAUGGUAA